Salvia miltiorrhiza (redroot sage) is the source of this 1280-nucleotide messenger RNA. Its product is annotated as non-functional NADPH-dependent codeinone reductase 2-like. The record is from RefSeq and is a predicted model, not a curated record. Gene Ontology annotation, molecular function: aldose reductase (NADPH) activity. The transcript has 4 exons. Lineage: Eukaryota; Viridiplantae; Streptophyta; Magnoliopsida; Lamiales; Lamiaceae. Gene Ontology annotation, cellular component: cytosol. Bases 154 to 1122 code for a protein of 322 amino acids.
AUCAUAUUUUAGAACAUAAACACAUGAAUGCGUUUUUACUAAUUAUUUCAUUUAUUUAUAUUAUGAUACUAAAAAAUUGAUAAUUGUUUAUUACUUACUCCACAUUAUCUACAAUAGAUCAAACAUAUGGUAGAAAUUGAAUAAUAGAAUCUGAUGGCUUCCGCUUCCAUCCCUGAAAUUAAUCUCAAUUCCGGCACCGGAAAAAUCCCCGCCUUGGGGUUCGGCACUGCCUCCGAUCCGCCCGUGGAUUCACAAACCAUCAAAACCGCCGUUUUGCAAGCCAUCGAGCUCGGUUACAGGCAUUUCGACACCGCCGCUCUCUACAACUCAGAGCAGCCACUCGGCGAAGCCAUAGCCGAAGCCGUCAACCGCCGUCUGAUCGGAUCCCGCCGCGACUUGUUCAUCACUUCCAAGCUUUGGUGCAGCGAUGCGCAUCCCCAACACGUCGCCCCAGCCCUCAGCACAACCCUCAAGAAUCUAGAUACGAAUUACAUCGAUUUGUAUUUGAUUCAUUGGCCGGUGAGUGCCAAAGCCGGAAAAGUUGAAUACCCAAUCAAAGCAGAGGAUUUUGCUCCCAUGGAAUUUGGGUCGGUGUGGGCAGCCAUGGAAGAAUGCCAGAGAAUUGGGCUCACCAAAGCAAUCGGAGUCAGCAAUUUUUCUUCUAAGAAGCUUCUAGAAAUCCUGGCCACCGCGAAAAUUCCACCGGCUGUGAAUCAAGUAGAGGUGAAUCCAUGUUGGCAACAAAAGAAAUUGAUAGAAUUCUGCAAAGACAAAGGGAUUCUUGUGGUUGCCUACUCUCCUCUGGGGGCAUUCCGGACAUUUUAUGGCAGCAGUAGAAUAAUGGAAUCUGAAGUGCUAAAGCAAAUAGCCCAAACCAAGGGGAAAACAGUCGCUCAGGUGGCUUUGAGAUGGGCAUAUGAGCAAGGGAUUGGUGUGGUGAUGAAGAGUUUCAAUAGAGAGAGGAUGAAAGGGAAUAUGAGUAUAUUUGAUUGGUGGUUGAGCAGUCAAGAAGUUGAUAUGAUUAGUGAAAUCCCACAGGGAAGAGCAUGUCUUGGAUUGGAUUACACCUCAAUCUAUGGCCCUUACAAGACCAUCCAACAACUAUGGGAUGAAGAUAUUUGAUACCUAGUUUUUUUUUUGUGUCAUAGUCUCUUAUAAACUAUACUAUUAUUUGCUAUCAAAAAUUGUAUAUUAAGUAAUUUUACUUCUUGUAUCGUAAAUUAUUGCAUGUAAAAUCAACUAAUUUUAAAAAAUUAUAUUGAUGCGUGCAAGAUCGAUAA